GUCCACCCAUGAUACCAGGCAUCACUGCAUUCACGGCUCCCUCCCAAGCUUUAAAUAUGAGGCCCGGUCUUCCCUCGCCGGAAAUGAGAUGGGAAAAAUUUUUAACCAUCCUCGUUUGAGCCCACCCGAGCUUCACUUAUUAAGGCGGUAGGUCCUCGCUCAUCACCAAACCAUCGGGUCAUCGACACCUGAGCUUUUCGUUAUCGGUCUUUCAUCUCUUUCAUUGUCUUGAUUGUCUUGCAUUGUCCAUCCUUCUGUUUCGCAACCCCGGCCUCCCGUCAUCGCCCUCCACAUCGCAUCGACCACGACCGUGCCCGACGACCCCACAAUCCCGGACCGAGUCAACGACAUCUUCGGGCCUCCGAGCCGAGUUGGGUGGAGCAAGUAAAAGGAACACAGCACAAACGACGUCGGCGUAGUCCAGGGAUCAAGAUGUUUUCUCGACGCUUCGAACCGUCUCAGACCAAGAGUGUCUCCUCCAAGUCUGGGAGGUCUCGGAGAGCCAGCUCGUCCUUCACCAAGGAAGCCGGCAUCUCUAAGAGGCCCGUUGAAUCUGGUCGCCGCCGUGCCGGUACCUUGUCCAAUGCGGGCGCAUCCGAGUCUACCCUAGGUGGUUCCAUCUCGGCCAUCGUUACCCUCGUCGUCGGUCAGGAGCAGCGGAUCUUCGCCGCCCAUGAGAACAUCCUUGGCGCCUCGCCUUUCUUUCAGAGCGUCCUCAAGAACCAGUUAAUGGACUCCCAAACCAAGAAGAUUUCGCUUCCCGACGAAGAACCCGAAGUCUUCUCAUCGAUUCUCGAGUUUCUCUACAAGGGCGACUACUACCCGCGGCUGGUGCACAACAAGAAGCGGAACUCGUGGGAGCUGGAGCAGGCCGGCGAGGAUGGCCGGUCUGAGGCGACCGUCUAUCACCACACCGUCGAGGGCGAGCUUCUGAAGGACACGGCCAUCUACUGUGCUGCUGACAAGUACGGACUUGAGGAACUGAAGCGCAUCUCUCUGCGCAAGCAGGGUCUUCAGUCCGGCAUCCAAGCGAGCACCAUCUUGGCCUCGGCUCGCUACGCCUACGCCAACACCCCCGACACCGACUCCAAGCUCCGGGCUCACUACCUCGCCCUCAUCAUCCGCAGCCGCAGCACCUUCAAACGCAGUGGCACCAUGCAACUUGAGAUGUUCAACGGAAACACUCAGCUCUUCUUCGACCUGUUUGUCGCCUUGUGCAACCAUGUCGAUGACAUCUCGAGCGCUGCCAGCACUCCUCGGACUCCUCGCAGCGGCCGCCCUUUCUAGGCUCCGACCUCUCUUUCGCCAUACCCCCUUUUGCACAAGACGAUUGAUACCCAACCCCCAACACCCCUCACCAACACCAUAUGAUACCUGCCCCUGAUGGCGUUCUCGACUCUGCGAUGGAUGAUGCUUCAUACCCCAGCCUCUUCGAUUCUACAUCUUAUGCAUACGACUUUUUCAGCACUAAUACGGUCUAAUUUUUCUGUUUUCGGCUUGGGCAUAGACGUUUUCCAUCAUCGUUUCAUGAUUUUGGCGCAUUGGGGCGGAUCCGGUUGGGUUUAUUUCCUUUUUUUCCCAGUCAUGUUCUGCAUUGGAGUUUGUCUCAUUUCUACACUCUUACUGUCUGUCUCCUA
Messenger RNA from Chaetomium fimeti, 1637 nucleotides. RefSeq lists its product as uncharacterized. Gene Ontology annotation, molecular function: protein binding. NCBI's taxonomy places the organism in Eukaryota, Fungi, Ascomycota, Sordariomycetes, Sordariales, Chaetomiaceae. The coding region runs from base 433 to 1287 and encodes 284 amino acids. The record is from RefSeq and is a predicted model, not a curated record. The transcript is spliced from 4 exons.